UUAAAAAUUCCGUUUAUUUCGUGAACAUUGUUUGUGUAAAUAGGUUAUUAACUGUAGAAACCGUAAUAAAAAUUAUUUUCAUAAAAACAUGGAAGCACCGCUUUCGUAUUCAAUUAAUAGAGAUACUAACGAAUUUGACAGUCUUAAUAAUAAUAAUAAUAAUGUUAAGUCUGCAUAUUCGAUAGAUGAACGUAAAGAAAUUCUUCAAAAUCAAAGAGUGCAACAAUCAGUAACUUCAGAAUAUGAAUCAAUUAUUGCUUUUUCACGAGCAUUUCUCGUUGAAAAAAAUUCUGCGAAAUGGUUUUUUUCAGAGAAUCAAAUUGAAUAUCAUCGAGAACAAUGGAAGAAUCAAGAUUGGUAUAAAAUAAAUAAUCAAACGAAGGAUGAAGAAACUUUAGAGCGACAAUUGGCUGCUCUCCUCAUUGGAUUUAUAGGAGAAGAUCUUUAUGUACCUCAAAAGAUAAUUGAUAAUUGUAUCAUGCUGAUGCACAGAUUCUACGUUUUCCAUCCAAUCAGAAUGUUUCCUCAUGACGUAACAGCCGCUGCUGUAUUUUGUUUGGGCUCAAAAUCUGAAAAUUAUCCUCAUCCAUUAAAAUAUGUUGUCACGUCAAUAAUGAAAGCAAAACAUGUUUAUGAUUUGUCUUAUGAAACUGUUGAGAAAUUUAUGGACGAAGUCUUAUUAGUUAUAAACUUCAUGGCUGCAACUCUUAACAAUGAAUUCCGUGUUGAUCAUCCACAAAGAUAUUUAGAAAAAGCCUGUAAUAAUAUUAAAUUUAAAAAAGAUAAGGAAAACUUUGAAAAUACUUUUUAUUGCACCAUUUCGAACAGCUUGGAUGUUACAACUUUUUGCAUUUUAUAUCCACCACAACUUGUUGCCGCUUUCAGUAUUUACUGGACCUUAGAUCGUGUACAUUAUCAAAUACGUGAGACAAAAGAUGGUGAACCAUGGUUUAAAGUCAUUGACAAAAAUAUCACCCUUGAUAUGCUUAAUUAUAUGAAAGAAGAGUUUGACAGAAAUUUUGAAAACGCUCCAAGCAUGUACAAUUCAGAAUUGAAUAAAUUGAAAGAAACCGUAGAAACGUUGCCAAAGAAAAGACUUUAUAAAGAUAUUGAAGAUGAACCACCAAAGGAAGAUCAUUCAACAAAACGUAAAAUUCGAGAAAAGUUCGAAAAUGAGCGAAUAUCGGGCGAUAAAUUGUUCUGCAAAGAGAUUCUUGAUAAAGAAAUUUCAUUACUUAAAACGGCAUCACCAUCUAAAGCAUCACAAAAUAAUUCAUUUAAAAAGAUUGAAAGAAAAAUGAAUCAAAAAAAUUUAAAUCAAUUGAAAUUUGCAAAACCUGUUUUGAAAUCUAAGAAAAUGUCUUUGUUAGAUUUUCAACAAUUUAGAGGAAUUAAGUCUACAGUUCCAUUGAAAGUCAAGCCACCGAAACCUCUCGAAAAGAUUGAUUCUUCCAAAGAGUUUAUCAAAGCCAUUAUUGAAGAAAUUCCAGAGUCCUAUUCUAUUGUUAAACCAAUUAAGAAACGCAUUGCUCAUUCAACCAUCAACUCAACUGAAACUUCUUCAACGUAUCAAAAGGACGUAGAACCCAACAUUGAUAUAAUCGCUCUUGAAGAAGUUGUAGUUGAUCAGGACAAUACGUUACCAAUUGACAUUAAUGAUUGUGGCAAUGUCUUGCCAGUGGAAUCAACAGCUGAGAGAACUGAACAAAGUUUUCCAUCAUCAGACUCGUCAAACUUCAAAUCAAAGAAACAAAAGAAAAACAAAUUAAAAAGACAUAAACAUAAAGAAAAGAAAAAACCAAAGAUAAUAAAUUUGAAUGAUGACGGUAAAUGUCAAAGUACAAGCGACGAAAAAUCUGAUUCUUCAGCAAUAAGAAUUAAAAUCUCGAAAACUUCUGAUGGAAAAUGGACAAUCCCUGAAAAAAAAUCUGUAGGAAAGAAAAAUUUGAGUACGAUGGAAGAACUUCGUGAAGCUUCAAUUCAUCACACAGCAAUCAAGUUUACUGAGGAAAUAAAACAAAUGAAGAAUUAUAACAAUCUUUUUAAAACUAUUCAAAAGUUGGCAUGCUCGCCCGACGUUCGUAAAGAUGAUAUGAAACAUACACUUGAGUUGGCAAUGAAACGUAAUGGCAUCGAGACAGAAAUUCGUAAUAUUGUCUUCCAUUUAAUCCGAAAUUCUGUUCGAAGUGAAGCAAAAAUUGCACUGCAAACUAGUGAUCCUUUAAAUUAUCUUCGUCGAGCUGGAAUCCAAUGGGAAAGAAGAGUAAGAAAAUCACUCAAUGCAAUGAGUACAGAAUUAAAAUCACCGGCACAGGGACAAAUUCGUAAUCAAGCAGAGAAAGAAGAACUUUUAGGGAAGUGGAAUGAGUUGAGUAAUUUUCAAGUUGAUUUAUCAAAUUAUCGACCAGUUUACGCUCCGAAGGAUCUUCUGGAAGUGCUGCUUUCACUCAAAGGCCCCGCAAAUAUUCCAAAAUCUGAAGUUGAUGAAGAUGUCAUCCCAAAAUGGGAAUUCUCACACAUUGCUCUUCCUGUAAAGAAUCUUUUCGAUCUUCGUGUCAUGUUCUCUGAAUUGUUAAGAAGUGAAAUGAAUUUAAAUGAUUGGACAGCAACAUGUGAAAAAAUCUUAACCACAAGACAUGCACCACUUUGUCAACAAAUUCUUAAGAAAGGCUUAACACCCACGCCGAUAAGAAGCAAGUUGUGGUCUUUAGUUCUCGGCAGUGAACUUGAAGAUUAUCAUAAUGAAACGUGGGAAGAACUUAGAAACGAUGUUUUAAACACCGAUCUGAUUGUUGAUAAACUCGUGUUCAAAGAUGUUCAAUUAACAGCAACGAAUGAUGAUCAAUAUUUUGUGUUUGAAGACAUCAUUUAUCAAGUCAUGUUGUGUUUCUCUCGUGACACAGAAAUCGCAGAAAUGAUAAAAACUGAUUUUAUCAGUUCAGCGAAACUGAAGCAAUAUGAUGCGCCACCAUGUGGGAUUGUUCCAUUUCAUGGUAUUUGUAUGUUUGCUGUUCCAUUCUGUUAUCUCUACGAUUCUCCCGUUGCACUUUACUUCACAUUUCGAGCAUUUUAUGUUCGAUAUUGUCAUCGAUUGACAAGUGUCAAUACAAAUAAUCAAGGAAUUGUGAGUUUAUGUUUGAUGUUUGAGAAACUCUUACAAACUCAUGAACCAGUUUUGUGGUCACAUUUUCGUGAACUUCAGAUUCAACCAAUUCGAGUUGUGUUCAAAUGGCUCAUGAGAGCUUUCAGUGGUCAUCUUCAACCACAACAACUUCUGACUUUAUGGGAUCUUAUACUUGGCUAUGAUUCUCUUGAAAUUCUUCCACUUCUUGCCAUUAUCAUUUUAAGCUUUCGUAAAGAAAGUCUUAUGCAAGUGUCAUCAAUUGAAAGCAUCGAAGCUGUUCUUGCGGAUCUAUCAUCAAUCAAAGUACUGCCUUUAAUUCAACUUGCAUUAUCUCGUGAUUAACCAUGUCAUGUUCACUAAAUUAUUGUUAUUAAAAUUUAUUGAUUUAAC
Clunio marinus is the source of this 3514-nucleotide messenger RNA. NCBI's taxonomy places the organism in Eukaryota, Metazoa, Arthropoda, Insecta, Diptera, Chironomidae. The record is from the annotation of a GenBank genome assembly.